AGGCCAAACGCAUCCUUGAAAAAAACCAGAGAUAAAAAAAUAGAGAGGCAGCAAACCCCCCUUCAUUUACUGCUAAAUAGAGAACAAGAAAAAGGUUGUUUAAAUCGAACUAGUACGUCCAUAGAGAUUGGAGGAAAAAAGAAAAACGCCUGAUUCUUAUGCAGGAAAAAAAAACAAAAAAAAACAGAAACAAUAAAUUAGCCUCUGGCAUUUCCAUCCACAGCACAGUAAGAUAUGUAGGCCCCAAAAGAACCAACAACAACAACAACCGGAGAAAGAGAAAACAACAACAACAACGCGCGCUGAUGAAUGUCCAGAAAACGGCAUUUGCGUAUGCUUAUGCGUACGCGUACGCGCGGGAUGAUGGGUGUGGGUGGUAUCCAGCAAACACUCGAGAGAGAGAGGAAACAUUUGAACAAGAGAAGAGAGGAAAAAAAAACAGUAGUCCAAACAAGAGUGGUGUGAGAACAAGUAGAGAGAAAAAAAGACAAGAGAAGAAAAGAAGAAGAAGAAGAAGAACCCCGCCCCGCCUUGCCUUGCUCCCAAUUGCGCCCUGGUCUGAACACUCUAAGAAACACGCACACACAACCCCAAAAAACGUCUUUCUUGGGACCGACCCGCUUGUCCAGCACGCGUUGCGAAAAAGCGACUGCCCCACACAUCUUUUUGCUCUCAGGGAAGGCAAACAAAAACUUUAUCCAACCGCUCUUCUUGCCAAAUGCCAAUCAAGUAUUGUUGUGUUUUGCUGCACAUCGUUGCAAAAAUAAAAAAAACUUGA
This is a messenger RNA of Bipolaris sorokiniana ND90Pr, 778 nucleotides long. RefSeq lists its product as uncharacterized. The record is from RefSeq and is a predicted model, not a curated record. The transcript has a single exon. Lineage: Eukaryota; Fungi; Ascomycota; Dothideomycetes; Pleosporales; Pleosporaceae. Bases 159 to 767 code for a protein of 202 amino acids.